AUGGAGGUGGAAAGACCUUCGCGUGCUCGACAAGGUGGCAAGGCAGCAGCCUGGGCUGCUGCUGUGGUGCUGUUGUUCUUUGACGGCGUCGGCGAAGGCUUCGGAGGACUAGUGCUUCCAGAUUUGGCGGUCAUUGGCUAUGCUGGAUAUGAUGCCUGUGCAGGUGCAGGAAAGGGAUCGAAAGCCUGCGACGAUGCCAUUGCUGCAGUCACCUCGACGGGUGUUACGGUCCAGAUGGCUGCUUCAAUUCUGAACCUCCUCUGCAACCCGAUCGUGGGUCGAGCUGCCGACCGUUUCGGCCGACGACCUGUGAUCAUCCUGGCAGUCCUGGCCAGCAAGAUCUCCUCACUGUCUGUCCUCUUUGUCUACUACCUCAGGUGGCCCUUCUAUUUCUUCUACGCAGGCUCUCUUCUGCAGUCUUUCGUUCCGACUGGAGUUCUCUUCAAUAUCUGGGCCAUGGACAUGACCGACGAGGGGGACCGGACCACGUUCUUUGGCAUUAUCGCAGCGGCCACCAUACUGCAGAGCGCUGUGGCGCCCACGGUGGGUGAAGUGGUCACCGACCCUGCGACCCUCCUGGACUUCAUGGUCUUCUUCAAGCUCAUCGCGGUCCUGGUCGCCAUCUUCCUCCUGCCGGAGUCCAAGGGUUUCAGCCUGCGUGCUGGAGGUGUUGCGCCAGAGACCACUUCCGACAUGUCCUACUGGGAGUGCUGCAAAAGACUCGUUCAAGACCCUACGUCGCGGACAGUGCUGAUCCUCGUGCUUGUAAGCAGCGCGGUGACACGAGGCACUGCAGAUGUCAGCGGCCAAUACAACAAGAACGUCUUUGGGAUGACUUCAAGGCUGCGGGCUACUUUCACCUUGAUUGGGGUUGCCAGUGGCCUCUUCUGUAACCUGGUGCUCCUCAAACUGAUGAAGACAAGGCUGAGCACCAAGAGGCAAGUGCUGAUCUCGAUGUCCGCCGGCAUGGUGAGCGUCUUUCUGAACUUGGUCGCCCGAUCUCUGGGCCCGCUUUAUGUGGCGACGGCCCUGGGCGGCCUCACAAGCCUCUUGGGGACCUUCGUCAACGUGUUGAAGGUCAACGUGGCGCAGACAUCCGGGAUGCCUGCCGGUGCCGUCGUAGGUCUCUUUGAGUCAGCGAGCGAGCUGAUGGCACUGGUGGGGCCGCCCUUCUUUACCGCUGUGUUUCUUGCCUCCUUGAAGCCCAUCUUCUGGGGGCAGAAGUUCCCACAGUUGAUUUGGGCGGUCGCGCUGGUGAUGAACGCUUGCGUCUUCCAGCUCCUCUACAUGAUUCCCGCUGCUGCAUAUGAUGCGUGGCAGCCGCCAGCCGAAUCAUCAGCGGCCUUGACAUCAUUCCCUGUUUAA
Messenger RNA from Symbiodinium sp. CCMP2456, 1365 nucleotides. NCBI's taxonomy places the organism in Eukaryota, Dinophyceae, Suessiales, Symbiodiniaceae. The record is from the annotation of a GenBank genome assembly.